Molecule: messenger RNA, 1176 nt
Organism: Penicillium roqueforti
Lineage: Eukaryota; Fungi; Ascomycota; Eurotiomycetes; Eurotiales; Aspergillaceae
Exons: 1
Coding region: 1-1176 (391 amino acids)
Source: RefSeq, a predicted model, not a curated record
AUGCCUCCAUUUUGGCCGACCGGACCCUCCGCCGACAUUCCAGGAGGAACCGUUGACGGACUCUAUGUCCGGGAUGUCAGCAGCGAGAACAUUGCUAAUACCUUAUCUUCGGUCGACCCUAAUCCCCAUAAGCUCCUCCCACGAGACUCAGACGACUCGGAUUCCACGCCAAAAUAUGGCGCAGGCACGGUCGACCCGCACAGCAUCAAGAUGCAAGGCCUGAUGGCCUUGUUUGCCCUUAUCGGACUAGCAUUUGUCAUAGGAGGAAUCUGGUUCUUCUUCUGGGCUAAGAACGGCGGAUUUGUCUGGCGCAAGGGCGACUGGGAUGACUACAAGUCCACCGUUCUACGACGAAAGGGACCCGACGGAAAGACUCUCAGUAAUGCCACAGCGAGUACCAAUCUUGGUGGCGGAAGUGUUGUCGGCAAGGGCUACACCGACGACGGAUACUCGUUUACAGAAGGAUCAUACGACGACACAGCGACAACUGUCACGGAGGAGAAGUCACGGCGCAAGAAGUUCAGAGAGACCGCUAAAGAGAAACUUCUCCGGCGCAACAAGCACGAGCAGUGGGAAGGUGCAGAUGAUGCCGACGUACGCGCCUACCGAGCAGAAAAGCCCGCUCGCAUUGGUGGCAUGAACCGCGAAGCCGACGGAACCUACAAUGGCAGCGACUACGACACCUCCGCCCCGCCUACCCACUACCAACAGAGCGAAAUGAGCCAUGCUCAUGACUUCGCUUACGAGCAGCCACGACGUCAGCACCGUGAUCCCUCCGGCUUCUCGUUCACCCAAGGCAGUGAGGAUGUUAUCAGCCAAGUUACCGAUCAGCCUCGUAUCCGCGACCCAUCAACCCGCCGCCACAACCGCCGUCGCGAACGACGCAGUGAGCUUGCCCUACCCGCCCCACCUUCCGCACCUUCAUCUCGUACUAGCAGCCCUCGCAAGCACCGUGAGCGCCGCUCUGUGCCCCACGGUCACUUCACCGAGCCCCUGGAUUUCUCAUCUGCAGGAUCCCGUUCCGAAUAUCAAUACUCCAACGUGGACACCGAGGAUUCAGGUACCAAGAGCUACAAGCAUCCAAUUCCUGGUUUGACGAAGGGAUACCGCCGCGAUGGACGGAGCCGUCGUCGUGACAGUCUGAGUGAUAGUGAGGGCGAGACACAGUACUCAUGA